Molecule: messenger RNA, 3720 nt
Organism: Falco peregrinus (peregrine falcon)
Lineage: Eukaryota; Metazoa; Chordata; Aves; Falconiformes; Falconidae
Gene: P2RY4
Product: pyrimidinergic receptor P2Y4
Exons: 2
Coding region: 2039-3157 (372 amino acids)
Biological process (GO): G protein-coupled receptor signaling pathway; transepithelial chloride transport
Cellular component (GO): plasma membrane
Molecular function (GO): G protein-coupled purinergic nucleotide receptor activity; G protein-coupled UTP receptor activity
Source: RefSeq, a predicted model, not a curated record
CCGCCAGCAUGGCCCCCAGCCCCGCGGGGGGACAGGCGCUCCCCGGGGGUGCCCCACUCCUGAGAGCCACCCCAGCCCAGGUCCGCAGUUGUUUGUUGACCUAUGCCAUGGACAUUGGCUUUGGCCACUGAACCCUGCAGCACCUCCGGUCCGGCUGGGCUCAAGGCUUCAUGCUCACUUGCACUCAGAGGUUAGAAGAAAACAAAUCUCCUGGAGCCUCGUGUCCUCAGCAGCAUCACAGCCCGGGGGAGAUGCAGCCACUGGGCUGGGACCGCCACGACCAGCACAGUACCCCAUGGGACCACCACUGGCACCAGCGCUCAGCGGCUUGGGGUUUCCUACCAGCUGGAUUUCCCUCCUGGUUCAGGGAGAAGAGAGCAAGUUCUUUGCACUGUUAAUGUUUGAUCAGGACCUGCCUGUUGCUCUCUGAACUCAUCCUUGUAAUAAAGCCAGGCAGCUGCCGGUGCCAGCCGCAGCGGGAAGGAAGCUGCAGGGUGUUUGAUGUGAGCCCGAAGCUGCAGCUCAGCCCACAACUCAAACAGAGUGCGGAGACAGAUGCAUGUGGGGCGGAGCGGCUGGUCUAGCGGCCACCUGCCUGCUGAUUCAUUUGUGAUCAUUUCUGUAAAGCCAGGGAUCUCUCUCCAAGUGAGAUGGAUUUCAUCUCAUCUCCAAGGGAGGAGAUGGAUUUCAGCUCAGCUGACCCCGUGGAUACACCCUAUGGGAUAUUCGUGCCAACGGUGCUUGCCAUGAGAAGCUGUCAGGCUGCACAUCUCCGUGGUGAAGGCAAGGGGCAAACAGGAUGAUGAUGAUGAUGAUGAUGAGGGAGCCUGAAAGAACACAGCUUUCCAUCUUGUACCACUGACACCAGCAUCAUGCACAUCGUCUCCCUGAGCCCCGAGCCCUCCUCCGUCCCGGCACCCAUCGCCUCCUGUGUGAGCUUUGGACCAACAGAAACUGCAGACGCACCAGCACUCCCUCCGUCAGUUACGGUUUUGGCUACACCCUGGUCUCUGCUGGCAGCGUGGCUGAUGCUCCUGCUCCCAGGUUACUCAUCUGAGCAUCCAUCCUCAGCUGGCAGAAGCAGCCACUCCAAAAUCGCUUCACCAGGGAUGGUGGCAGGCGUGGAGGGGCCAAGGUGCGAGCAGCCUUUGCUUGGACACCACGAUGGCAGAAGCUCCUUCUUCCCUCUGGACGAGUGGGCUCUGAACUUGAGAUGUUCCGAGAGGCAAAUGCAACCCUUGGACAGCUUGCCCUCACGCCUCGGCCGGGGGGCCUGAUUUUCCAGGAGGAGGCAGAUCCCAGUCUUUGAUCCCAACUCUGUGCGAAAGGAAACGUCCUGCCUGCCUUGUGAACUUGCACUGUCUUGAGCUGGAACUUGGCUCUGGCGCAGCCCCUCUCCACAGGGCUUAGAUCAUCCCUCUCCUACGGAGAAUACCCAGCAUCUGGAGGCCCCUCACCGUCCAGGGACACUCUCUCCCAAAGGCUCCUUUAACAGCCCCCUGAGGAUCUCCCUGGGCCAUAAUACUCCCCCAGACAAGCCUUUCUUCUCCUCCCGCCUUUCUUCUGUCAAGGAGCCCCCUGGGACGAGCAGCAUUGUCAGGAUGGUGCCAAUUAGGCUGAAUCGGCUUCCAAGAGGCUGCGCUGGCACCGGCCAGGGGCUGCUGUUGCUCAUAAAGGUCUCAUUGUUCGGCGCGCCGUGGGGCUGCUGGCCGGCGGGGCCGGCGCGGUCCUCUGUCUCAGGCACGCUUCCCGGCUCCAUGCGGUGCUGGUGUCACUGGCGCUGCUCAAAGGGAUGAUUAAUGGGUGUCAUUGCGGGGGCUGCGAAGGGGAGGAUUUGUCAAGUCCCCCUUGGCUCCCCGUGAGGCUCGAACGCACGAGCUGAGAAAAACCAGAGAACCAUCAAAGUGGCCGGAGCUCCUGGAGGGGGGGGGGAAAUCUGGCAGCUUUGGCUCCCUUCCAUGCUUUGUGCCUGACAAUGGUCGGGAUCAACGACUAAUACGCUUUUAUUAACGUCUCCCCUAGAUCUGGCUCAGAGAACAUGGCCACUUCAGUGAGGACGUUCCCAGUUGCCCUGUGGACACCGACUCUGGCUCCCUGGCCAGGAGGAAACACCACCACAGUGGCAGAAGCAAAGUGCAUCUUCAACGAGGAGUUCAAGUUCAUCCUGCUGCCCAUCUCCUACGGCAUCGUCUUUGUGGUGGGGCUGCCCCUCAACUCCUGGGCGCUGUGGAUGUUCAUCUCCAGGAUGAGGCCCUGGAACGCCACAACCACCUACAUGUUCAACCUGGCCAUCUCCGACACGCUCUACGUCCUCUCCCUCCCUACCCUGGUCUACUAUUAUGCCGAUCGCAAUAACUGGCCCUUUGGGAAAUGGCUCUGCAAGAUCGUGCGCUUCCUCUUCUACGCUAACCUCUACAGCAGCAUCCUCUUCCUGACGUGUAUCAGCAUCCACCGCUACAUGGGCAUCUGCCACCCCAUCCGCUCCCUGAAGUGGGUGAAGACCAAGCACGCCCGCAUCAUUUGUGUGGGUGCCUGGCUUGUUGUCACCAUCUGCCUCAUCCCCAACCUCAUCUUUGUCACCACCAGCUCCAAGGGCAACAGCACCCUGUGCCACGACACCACCAAACCUGAGGAGUUUGACCAUUACGUGCACUACAGCUCCUCCAUCAUGGCCCUCCUCUUCGGGGUCCCCUUCCUGGUGAUCGUCCUCUGCUACUGCUUGAUGGCCAAGAGACUCUGCAAGCCCAGCUUCUCCAGCCCCAGCCCCCGAAUGCCCUCCUACAAAAAACGCUCCAUCAAGAUGAUCAUCAUCGUGCUCACCGUCUUUGCCAUCUGUUUCGUGCCCUUCCACAUCACCCGGACCAUGUACUACACCUCCCGCUACUUCCAAGCCGACUGCUCGACCCUCAACAUCAUCAACUUCACCUACAAGAUCACUCGGCCCCUGGCCAGCAUCAACAGCUGCCUCGACCCCAUCUUGUACUUCAUGGUCGGGGACAAGUACCGGGGGCAGCUGCGCCGGGGGCCAGCUCAGCGCCUCCGGCCUGUGCCCACAUGUGACCUGGCCUUGGUAUCCCCCUCCAUGGAGAACAUCCUGGGUGGCAGCCACGCUGCCAGUGACAGACGAGGGACAGCACAGAGCGGAGGCGGGUGCUGAGGGGCCAAAGGGGGUUCCAGUAACUUCAUCCCUGGUCUCCACAAGGUGCAGCCCCUCUAGGCUCUGCGCGGGCACCCUGGCACCCCCAGGUCCCCAAACCCGACCCACUCUGCAGGGGCAAAGGCCUCAGGGCUGAGGGCUGGUGGCCAUGGGGCUCAUCCCAGCCCUGUCCUGGGCUACCAUGGGAGGAGGAUGCUGGUGCCACUCGGGGCAGGACAGCCACUGGGCACCUGUGGGGGUGGGAAGGAUGCUGAGAAAGCCAUUCUGGGGAGGCAGGCUGGCGUCCCAUCCCAGGGCACUUCUGGGGACACGUGGGGGCUGACAAGUGACUAAAGAGAAGGGACACUGGUCCCUCCCUGGGCACACACAGCCCUUUCAGUUUGCUCAACAGUGACAUGUGGGGACUGGACUGAACCUGGGGACAGCGUCAGUGCUGGGCCCCCGCGUACCUGGUGGAGGUUCUCGGGGACAUCCCCAUCACUGCUGGCCUUGGGAGAGGCGGGGAGGGACGUGGCACAGGGCUCUUGCUGCCCAUCACUCCCCAAUAAAGCCCCUUUCCCCUU